Chlorocebus sabaeus (green monkey) is the source of this 3411-nucleotide messenger RNA. It is a transcript of the gene IL11RA, whose product is annotated as interleukin 11 receptor subunit alpha. The record is from RefSeq and is a predicted model, not a curated record. Gene Ontology annotation, molecular function: cytokine receptor activity; protein binding. Gene Ontology annotation, cellular component: membrane. NCBI's taxonomy places the organism in Eukaryota, Metazoa, Chordata, Mammalia, Primates, Cercopithecidae.
AAAGUCUUGUCACGAGUGGGCGGGGCAGGGUGAUGUAUGAUCUGAAAGGCCGGGAGUGACUGACGACUGUCAGUGUGUGUGUGUGCCUGUGAGUCUGUGUGUGUGUGACAGUAUCAUUGUGUGCGAUUCUGAGUGUCACUUGGUGCAGCUGUCAGCUAAUGUGACUGCGUGUGUCAGUGUGCAUGGAGCUGGCACUGCAUGUGGCUGUGCAAGUGUGGGAUUAUGUGUGUAUCUGUCAAUGCACAUUUUUGGUGGGACUGGGUUGUGUGUUUGUGUGAGAGGGACUGUGACCACAUUAGGGAAUGUGUUUUGGGAAGGUCUCUGUGGGGUUUGAGACCAUGUCUGCCAGCAUGAGAGUGGGUGGCUGGCUUUGUGUGUGCCAAUGUGUGACUUCAGCAGUAGCAGAGCAAAAGUGAGGUUUGUGACUAUGUGUGUGUGCUGGGUCCUAACUUAAACCGUGUGGGAGUACAGCUGUAUUCCUGUAUUGGGGGACCUACUUCAAAAGCCCAUGGGACUGACCUUUCUCUUAAGAGUCCAGCAUGGACGGACACACCCACAACACACGUGGCUUCCCCUCCUUCUUCCUCUGCUCAAGAAUCCCCAGCAUCAGGUCUACUGCUCCUUACUUUCUGUUUCCCUGCUUGACUCAGUUUCCCUUACAUGCCGUUUUCUCUCCCUAUUGCUGUCUUACUAGAGAUAUCUCUGCGUGUUUCUUCAUAGCUUUGUUCCCCUGGUCUCUGUGUGGUUGCAUUUCCAGUUUUGCCUCUCCUGUCUCUUUGUUUCUCCCUGUGCCCCUAUGCCUGCCUUCCCUGCUGAUCUUGAUCUCUUUGGCUAGUUGGGGGCCUGUAACAGUGAUGAGAUGCAGGUCUGCCACUGCUAAGAGCUCCCUGAGAGAGGGGGCUUAGACUAUGAUGAGGAGUUGCUUUUAGGCGGUGCUGUGAGCCCUGGUAGGGGCUGUGUAUGUGUGUGACUGCGUGAGUUUAUGAAUAUGUGUAAGUGUAUCUGAGUCUGAGGCUGUGUGGCUGUGCCCGUGUGACUGUGAGUGACCGCAUUUGAGAGUGUGUAAGUCUGAGGGUAACUGUGGGUCUUGUGUAUCUGGCACCAAGGGACCAAAGGCAUUUCCUGGUGCUGGGGCCCAAAGAGUGGAGGGGAGGUGAGAAAUGGCUGGAACUUCCAGGGGAGGGGGAACUACACUCUUUGGCCUCUCCUUAUAUCCCCCAACUUGGGGCCUCCUUUCCCCUGGAAGCACAGCCAGCUGUGCCCUAAGGAAACAUUUGGUGAGGAGUGAAAAGAGGAGGAGUUUGUAUCUGAUUUUUCAUUUGAUUGUGUCCACGUGUGUUCAAAGGCAUGCCCUUUUGUUAACUGUGCGUCAUGAGUCCAUGUGUGAAUGUGACUAUGUCUGGCUGUGUGAAAAUGCAGGGCAUCUCUCACUGACAGGGACAUAAGUAUUAGCCACCCUCCUUUCCCUCUUGCUGGCCUUGGCUGUGUCUGUGGUUUCCUUUCCAGACUUGGGGGAGGCCUCUUCCCUUCACAGGGCCUUGGGUGGGAGGGAAGGAGGGAGGAGGCAGAAGCGGGGAGGGGGCCUGGCUAGGGGUGGUGGAGCUCCAGGGCUUAGAGGGGGCGGGGCAGGGAAGGGGAAGGAGGGGAUGGCUUUGGGGUCCCAGAACUGAGUGGAGUAGGAGACGGGGGCUGUAGCUGGUGAGAGGAAGUCCUGGAGGCCAUGGACACUCUGCCGCUGGGAUCACCGAGAUGAGCAGCGGCCGCUCAGGGCUGAGCAGGGUCCUGGUGGCCGUGGCUACAGCCCUGGUGUCUGCCUCCUCCUCCUGCCCCCAGGCCUGGGGCCCCCCAGGGGUCCAGUAUGGGCAGCCCGGCAGGUCCGUGAAGCUGUGUUGUCCUGGAGUGACUGCCGGGGACCCAGUGUCCUGGUUUCGGGACGGGGAGCCAAGGCUGCUCCAGGGACCUGACUCUGGGCUAGGGCAUGAACUGGUCCUGACCCAGGCAGACAGCACUGAUGAGGGCACCUACAUCUGCCAGACGCUGGAUGGUGCACUUGGGGGCACAGUGACCCUGCAGCUGGGCUACCCUCCAGCCCGCCCUGUUGUCUCCUGCCAAGCAGCUGACUAUGAGAACUUCUCUUGCACUUGGAGUCCCAGCCAGAUCAGCGGUUUACCCACCCGCUACCUCACCUCCUACAGGAAGAAGACAGUUCUAGGAGCUGAUAGCCAGAGGAGGAGUCCAUCCACAGGGCCCUGGCCAUGCCCACAGGAUCCCUUAGGUGCUGCCCGCUGUGUUGUCCACGGGGCUGAGUUCUGGAGCCAGUACCGGAUUAAUGUGACUGAGGUGAACCCACUGGGCGCCAGCACACGCCUGCUGGAUGUGAGCUUGCAGAGCAUCUUGCGCCCUGACCCACCCCAGGGCCUGCGGGUGGAGUCGGUACCAGGUUUCCCCCGACGCCUGCGAGCCAGCUGGACAUACCCUGCCUCCUGGCCGCGCCAGCCCCACUUCCUGCUCAAGUUCCGUUUGCAGUACCGUCCGGCACAGCAUCCAGCCUGGUCCACGGUGGAGCCAGCUGGACUGGAGGAGAUGAUCACAGAUGCUGUGGCUGGGCUGCCCCAUGCCGUACGAGUCAGUGCCCGGGACUUUCUGGAUGCUGGCACCUGGAGCACCUGGAGCCCGGAGGCCUGGGGAACUCCGAGCACUGGGACCGUACCAAAGGAGGUACCAGCUUGGGGCCAGCUACAUAUGCAGCCAGAGGUGGAGCCUCAGGUGGACAGCCCUGCUCCUCCAAGGCCCUCCCUCCAACCACACCCUCGGCUACUUGAUCACAGGGACUCUGUGGAGCAGGUAGCUGUGCUGGCAUCUUUGGGAAUCCUUUCUUUCCUGGGACUGAUGGCUGGAGCCCUGGCACUGGGGCUCUGGCUGAGGAUGAGACGGGGCGGGAAGGAUGGAUCCCCAAAGCCUGGGUUCUUGGCCCCAAUGAUUCCAGUGGACAGGCGUCCAGGAGCUCCAAACCUAUAGAGGACCCAGGAGGGCUUCGGCAGAGUCCACCUAUAAUUCUGUCUUGCUGGUGUGGAUGGAUGGACAGUAGAUCCCUAUGGUUGGGUCUCAGCUGGAAGUUCUGUUUGGAGCCCAUUUCUGUGAGACCCUGUAUUUCAAAUUUGCCAGCUGAAAGGUGCCUGUACCUCUGAUUUCACCCCAGAGUUGGAGUUCUGCUCGAGGAAUGUAUGUAAUGUGUACAUCUGUGUCCAUGUGUGACCAUGUGUCUGUGAGGCAGGGAACAUGUAUUCUCUGCAUGCAUGUAUGUAGGUGCCUGGGGAGUGUGUGUGGGUCCUUGGCUCUUGGCCUUUCCCCUUGCAGGGGUUGCACAGGUGUGAAUAAAGAGAAUAAGGAAGUUCUUGGAGAUUGUACUUA